Stylonychia lemnae is the source of this 7194-nucleotide messenger RNA. The record is from the annotation of a GenBank genome assembly. Lineage: Eukaryota; Ciliophora; Spirotrichea; Sporadotrichida; Oxytrichidae.
AUGCAAACUGAUUUAGACGAUUUGCCUGUGGGAGGAGGUGGCUAAAAAAAUGCCCCUCCUGAUGAAUUUGCUAGCUCCUCUAAUUAAGCCGUCGAUAAUAGUGGCCCUCUUGAACAAAGAAUAGUGAGCAAGAACUGGCUGGUCAGAGCUAAUGCAUUUGAAGAGCUAACUACUCAAUUUAAGUCAGCUGAUAAUUAAUAUAGUCAAGAAUUCAGAGAUCAUGCAGGUUCAUGGAAAAAGUAUCUAGCAGAUGCUAAUCCUGGAUCAUUAGAAAAAUGCCUAGAAGCUUUAGACGUUUUUAUUAAUAGAGCUGAUCCAAAAUUAGUGUCUUCCUGUCAAAAUGAUAUAAUAAAGAUUCUGAUAGAAAAGUGUGUUGGUCAUGCAAAAGCCAACAUCAAGACUAAGAGUCUAGAAUGCUUCAAUUUGUUAUUUGAGGUAUCAGAAGUAUUUGAUGAAUCAACUGACACUAUUGCUGAAAGUUUAGGAUCUAAGAAUAUUAAGAUAAGUACUUAUGCUUUGAUCACUCUCAAUUCAUGGGUUAGCAAUUAUGGAGUAAAAAAAGUCAAGAUUAAGCCAUUCUUAUAAUAAGUAGAAAACUUAGCUGGUUAAUCUAACCCUCAAGCAAGAUCUGAAGCUAUGAAUUUCUACAAAGAAUGUUAUAUAUUUCUAGGGGAGGGUCUAAAACCUUUGAUAUCCAGUCUUAAAAAAUAAUAAUUGGAUGAUCUUGAGAAGGAAUUCGCCUAGCUAAAGGAUAGACCCAAGUAAUAAUUAAGGCUAACCAGAACUGAAAAAGAAAAGUUAAAGGAUGCUGCCCUAGAUGAUAUCAUAAAGAAAGAAGAAGAAGAAUCUAAGGGAGCAGAUACUUUCGAUUUAUUUGAUGCAGUAGAUUUACUCACUAAAUAUGGAUCAAGUGAAUGGUAAGACAAAUUGUCUGAAGCAAAGGCAUGGAAAGAAAAGAAAGAUUUGCUCGAUGAACUUUAUAAUGAUAGUAAUGUACCAAAGAUUAAACCUGGUGAUUUCAUUGGAAUUGCAAAAUUAUUAAAGAAAAUGAUGGGUGAUUCUAACAUUGUGGUCUCACAGACAUCUGUUAAAGUUUGUACCAACUUGGCUAAAGGUCUUAGAUAAGAUUUUGAACCUAGCUGCAAGGAAUUACUUCCUACUUUAAUCGCAAAGUUUAGAGAGAAGAAAACCUAGGUAAUUGAAGAUACAAAUAAUGUCUUAAACAGUUUCUUAAUGUGCACAAACUUAGAAGUUAUUAAAGAUGAUUUGAUAGCAGGGCUUUCUGAUAAAGCACCCUCAGUAAAAAAAUAUGUCUGUCUUUACAUAGAAAGAGCUUCACAAGAAACAUAUAUUGAUGUAUUGUAGAGAAUUUCAAAUGAAUUACUCUCAGCUUUAAUAAAAGCUUCUGAUGACUCAUAGAGUGAAGUAAGAGAUGCAGCUUUAUAAGCUCUGGGCAUAUUUAAAGGAAGAUUAGGUGAUUCAGCGAUGUCAAAAUUUUUACAAGACUUAAAUCCCUAAAAACUUGCAAAGUUAAAUGAAUCUGCUUAAAACGUAAAGCCUAGUAAAUAUGAUAGACCUGAGAAAAAGGUUGUAGCACCUGAGCCAACAAAACCAGCACCUCCUGCUAAAAAGAAACCUGCAGCACAAGCUGAAAAAAAGCCAGCUCCAAAGAAAUAAGAUGAAGUAAUGGAAGAUGUUACAGCAAAAACGUAAAAUGUAUUUGAUGAAUAACCAAUUGGCGGAGGAAAUAAGAAUAAGAAUUCUUUUGACGAUUAGCCAAUAGGUGGUGGAAAAAAACCUCCAACUUAAUUCGAUGAUCAGCCAAUUGGAGGAAAUAAAACAGCUUAAUUUGAUGAACAACCUAUAGGCGGUGGAAAUAAAGGUGGAUUUGAUGCAGGUGCAGUUGGAGAUGGUGAAGAUAUACCUAUUAAAAGAGGUGCUUAUAAUCUUGAUAAUCUUGAUGACUUGGAUGCAUUUGGAGGCGGAGGAGGGUUUGGUAAUCCACCACCAAUAAAGAAAAAGCCUCCUCCAAAAGCAGCUGUAAAGAAACCUGUUGUUGAGGAGGAGAAAAAAGGAGAUGAUGGUGAUGUAUUAAUGAAUGAUGAUACGAUGAUGUCACCAAAGAAAACAGAGGCUAAAAAGCCUCCCCCAAAAUUAGCUGCUGAAGCUAAGCCCAAAGCUACUACAACAACAGCUGCUAAAACCACAUCAAAGGGACCAGCUGGCCCUCAGAUUCAAGAAGAAGAUGUUGGAGCUGGUCUAAGUAAAGAAGAAGCUGAGGCUAAGGUUUAAGAAAAUUUUCCAUCAGAAAUUGUGUAAAAAUUUGAAGAAGCAAAAUGGCAAGAUAAAGUUGAAGGAUUUAAGGGACUAGGUGAAUAGGUUAUUGCAAAUCAAUUUGGAUAAGAUGUCAUUGAAGGUUUAGUCAAGUUUGUGAAAACUAAAAUGAAGGACUGGAAGGAAAGUAACUUGAAUCUUAUCAAGGAGACUGUUGCUUUUUUCAUGGUAAUCUCGUAAAAUUAAGAAAAAGUAAGUAAAAGAGCAGCUGCUUGUAUGAUGCCUUUCUUGUGCGAUAAAAUAGGUGAUGUUAAACUAGUGAAUAACAUCAGUGAAACAUUACUUCACCUCUCUGAAAUAGUUACUCCGAAAUAUGUUGGUCUACAAGUAAUAAAGUUUGUCGCAUCAGCUAAGGCUCCUAAUACAAUUAAAGAAGGAUGUAAUGUUUUGAUAAAAAUGACUGACGAAUUCGGUGUUUUAAACAUGGCUCCAAAAGAAAUGAUUGAUUUUGGUAUCUUAGCAGUAAAUCAUACUAAUCCUCAAGUAAGAACAUAAGCUAUGGCUCUGUUUGCCAUUAUGUAUCAACAUGCUGGUGAGACUAUAAAGAAUUUUUUGAAAGAUAUUAAGGAGUCUACACUAAAGCUUAUAGAAGAUGAAUUCGCUAAAGUCACCCCAUUUAAAAGUGGUCAAUAUUAGCAAAAGAGAAAUUUCAGAGGAGAAGCAGCAGCAGCUGCCAAAGAUGCAGCACCAAAGAAAGGAGGAGCAGGUGGUGGAGGCGGUGGUGGCCUUGCUGCUCUAUUAGAUGAUGCUAUGCCCAGAUUGGAUAUAACCAAACUUUUGACUCCUAAAUUAAUGCCAAUGUUUAAACAUGCAGAUUGGAAAGUUAGAAAAUAAGCUGCAGAUUAGGUUGAGGAAAUUUGUAGAGGUGCUAACAUGAGAAUUCAGCCUUUAGGUUUGGGUGAGCUUAUGGAUAAUAUUAAGCAGAGAAUGGUGGAUCCUAACAAAGCUGUCUUAAAAGCCUACAUUCAAUUAAUGGGAGUCGUUGUAGAGGCAUUGGGACCAGCUGCCAAAUAGUUUUAGAAAAAAAUUCUUCCAGGUAUGCUUGCAACAUUAGCUGAUAAGUAAAGUCUCGUAAGAGGAGAUGCUAUAGCUUGCAUGGAUAAAUGGGCAGAACAUGUAGGCCCAGAAGUUAUAAUCAAUAAUGUUGCCCCAAUGCUUACCUAAGAGAAUCCAGAGCUAAGAACUGAGGCACUAAAAUGGAUAAUUAAGCAAAAAGAUGCGAUUAAGAAUACAGAAAUGAAAGAAUAUAUAAAAGCUUUAGUUUCUUGUCUCUCAGAUAAAACUCCAGCAAUAAGAAAUUUAGCUGAAGAAGUAUGCGGGUAUGUAAUGCCAUUUACUGGAUAUUAACCUUUCUAAUAAAGUAUUUCUGAUCUAUUACCAGCUGUAGCUAACACUAUUAAGCCAAUACUAGAAAGAAUAAAGAAAAAUGUAGGCCCAAUGAAUGUUCCAGUUGAAAACAUGAAUGGAUCUUCUGGAGCACCUCAAUAAAAGCCAUCAGCAUAAUAAUAACAGCCUCCCUAAUAGACUUAAUAAAUAUAAUAGUAAAUUUAAUAAGCUCCAUAAAAUAAAGCCCCAAUAGAGUAACCAUAAUUAAACAAAGCUUAAAGUACGAAACCUCAAAUCAAGGCCAAAACUUAAGGUACUUAACAGAAUGAUGCUGCUUAAAAGCCUCCUUAAUAAAAUCUGAAUCAAAGUUUAUAGCCAAAUAGUAGUUUGAAUCAAAGCAUGCUUAAAAAGAAGGAAAAUUAAACACCAGUAUCAAAAUAAGCACAAUAGUAACCAUAAAGAUCUGAAUCGAGAGAAAUGGUUAAACCAAAAGGUCUCUCACAGACUAUAACUCAAUUUAAGUAAUAAGAGGAAUAAAUAUAAGAGGGAGUCAUGGUUCAUUUUGGUUUCAAAGAAAAGAGAGCUGAAAUAGAUAGGAAAUCUAAAUUUUAACUAGAGGACAUUAAAGGUGAGUAAGUUGAGAAACUAAAAAAUUCCACAUCAUAAUGUCUUGGACAGGCUUUCUGCGCUAAAAUGUUUUCAAAUGAUUUUAAAUUGCAUUUAGAAUGUAUUGAAGCAUUUUCUUAUCUAAUGGGAUAGUAGCCUGAAUCAUUAAGGGAAAUCUUGGAUAUUAUUUUCAAAUGGUCGCUUGUGAAAUUGCAAGAUAGUGGAAAUACAAAGUUUGCUGUUAGCAUAUUUGAUUUCUACAGUACUCUAUUUCAACAUUUAGAAGAAUCUGAGUAUGUAUUCUGGGACUUUGAAGCAGUAAUAAUCAUUCCUUAGUUAAGUGAAAAGGCUGGAAUUAAUAACAACAUUUUGAAGGAUAAGGUUAAGAAGCUUUUGAAAAUGAUAUAUCCACUCUAUGAUGUCAAAAAAUGCUAUACAUUGAUAGUUCAAUAUGGUUUGAAUUCUAAAAAUCUUAGAGCGCAGUCUGAAUGUCUUGAUGAGUUAGCUGAUUAUCUUACUAGAUUCGGAGUAGACAAUUGCACUGAUAAAGAGUUUAAAUUGAUAGCCAAAAUGGCUGACAAUGCUGAUAAAAACAUAAGAGAAAAUGCUCUAAAAUUCAUGGGAGAGGCAUAUAAGUUGCUUGAUGAUAAUAUAUGGAGAGCUAUUGGAGAUGUUACUCCAAAGGUAUAAGGGUUACUAGAAUAAAGAUUUAAGAAACUAAAGGGAACUACUGGCGGAGGACUAGCAUUAGGUGGAUCACUAGCAUAAUCUAGCUCAUAAUCUAACUUCUAUGGUUAAAGGGAUUAAUCCCCUAAGUAGACUAAAGAGCUUAAGACUACCUCAAAUAUUGGAUUAAAGAAAUCUAUAUAGCAAAGUACAGAGAUGGGCAAGUAAUCAGCAACCCCAAGAGGAGGCCUUUAGUUUAAUAAAGGACCAUAAAAGUAAGAUCUUACGAAGUCAAUAAACUAAUUCAACCAAUCAAAUAAAAGCAAUGAGGAUUAAAAGAGAACUGCUUUUUAAGACCCAAAAAAAUAAGAGUCAAUGCUUUAAGACAAUCAAAGUUUCUCGAAUAAAUUUGGAGCUCCGAAGUAAGUCUAAACUUAAAGGCCAAUUGAGGUUUAGUAAUUCAACUAAGUUCACAGAGGAUCAGAGCCUAUUUAAUAAGUGACCAAAUCUUCAUUUGCUGGAUUAAGAUAAUAAGCUCCAGUUUCCAAGCAGAAUUAGCUGUUCUAUGAUGAUGAAGAUGAUGAUCUUAGAAUUUUCACCUCAGAUGAUCACUUUGGAACUGAUCCAGAAUUAGAUAAAGCUCAAGAUGAGAUUACCAAGCAUAUACAUCAACUAAAGUAUGCUGACCUAUCAAAAAGAGUGGAUUCUUUGGUAUCAUUAAAUGAAAUGAUAAGUGCUAUCGAUCAAAAUAAGCCAGUCUUAGUAAGAACUGCAAACGAUCUUGUUAGUGCCUUUACUCACGUAUUAAUUGAUAUCUUUGAUAAAAGUGUCGAGGACAUUCCUUUAAGAUUUGCCAAAUACUUCAUUACCAUAGUUCUUAAGACUUGCUCUUGCAAAGAAAUAAUGAAAGAGGUCAGUGAAGAAAGAAUCUUUGACUUGGCUGAGUAAUUACUUACAAGACUUUUGAUUGAUAAUCUUGAUAAGGUAGGAGACAAUAAAGAAGGAGAACUGAUACUUAAAAAUUUAAAUUCUUCAAUGCUUAGAUUGCUUGAGAAUUGCAAUCACACUUAUAUUUUCUGUGUGCUCUUUGAUCUCUUGAGAAAAUAUAAGGAUUAUGGAGUAAUGCCAAAACUACCAAACCUAAUCAUUAAAUGUUUGCUUAAACUCAGCAAAAUAUUAGAGAAACUAAUUGAGAAGCUUGAUAUGGAGAAGAUUUUGUUAGCAAUUCAUGAAUAUUUGGUAGUAAUUAAUCAUGAAAAUAAGACUUAAAACGAUGAGAUGGGUAUUAGGAUUGUUAAGACAGUAACCAAUGAACUUGUUAAGCUAAAAAGAGAGAGUAUUUGGGAGGCCUAUAAUGUAAUAUAGUGCCAUGGAUAGGCUGACCUUCAUAUCUACCGCUGGAUCUAAAUUAUUCUCAAAAGUUUAUAAACUCAAGGAACAACACCUUCAGGAACCUAAUCAGCUUCAAGUAACGGAGAAUAAGAAAUUAGAUAGUUGGUUGACGAACUUAGGAAUCCUGAGAAAUUUGAGAGUGCAAUCCUUAAGCUUUAAAGAUUCUUAGAUCAAAACCCACAUAUUGAUCUUAAUGACUAUUUGCAAGAGUGUUCAAAAACUUUCCAACAGUUCAUCAAGACCAAUCUAGAAAAGCACAGAUAAUCACAAAAAGAUGAGGUAAAAGCUAUGGAGGAGUACGGAACAUAAUAUAACCUGAAAUCAACUGGAAGUACAGAUAAUGCUAGUCUCUCAUAACCUCAAGACCCUGUUGAGCUGAAAUUAUCUCACUAGAGUAGCAAUAAUUCAAUGCCAUCUAAUAGAAUCAGUGAAUAUUAGAGUAAAUUAGCAACAAUGAAAUUGAGGAACAACUAAAAGAGUGGUGCUGAGACUGCAACAAAUAAGUAGCAUGUAUAAAAUUUGGCAGGAGGCUCGGGAGCUCAACAUAAUUUGAAUACUUCUUUUAGUGCUAUGAAUUCUAGUUUGUCCCAAAAAUGGCAUGAAAUAAAUAAAAAGUCUGCAGUGACAAAGAGAGAAGGAGGUCAAAAUAUGCAACAGAUGAGUAGCACUAUGGGAGGAUUCACCUCUGCCGCUUAAAAUUUUGAGAGCAGAAUCGGAAUGGGAUAGAAUGCCACAUAAUAACCGAUGAACUAAAGCUUAGGAGGUGCUUCAUAAGGAGACCAAGGAGUUGGUGGAGGAGCAACAAAUCAAGAUUUAAAUGAGAGACUUGCUGUAAUGAAGGCUAAACUUCAAGCUCUUAAGAAGAGAUGA